AUGUAUUUUGACGAAGAAAGUAUAGCAGAUGAUUCACCUGUCGAUGACGACUCCGAUUGUUAUGAUGAAAAUGAAAAUGAAGGAGAAGAUACAAUUGAAAAUGAACAAACAGAACUCGAAUGGAAUUGGAGUCAAAAUUUCGUUCAAGAUACAUUUUUUUCCGCCAAAGAAGUCAAGGGACACACAACCAUAACUUCUUCUAAUAACAUCAAACCCAUUGAGACUUUCAACAAGUUUUUCACACAAGAUGUUAUUGAAUUGAUCGUAAAACAAACAAAUAUACAUGGUGAACGGAAAUCUUUAGCACAAGAACAUCCUUACAAUUGGAGAAAAGUGAACGAGAAUGUUAUCCGUCCUUUCCUUGGCUUACUAAUUAUUAUGGGUUUACAUCGAUUGCCACGAAUAAGAGAUUAUUGGAGCAGGAAUAAAUUAUUUCAUACCGAUAUCGUAGCUAAUGUUAUGCCAAGAAAUGAAUUUUACCGAAUAUUUGGUGCAUUACAUUUAUCAGAUAAUGCGCAACAACAUCGAUGUGCAAGAGAUUCAAAGUUUUCGACUUCAUUUGUUUACUAA
Molecule: messenger RNA, 570 nt
Organism: Adineta ricciae
Lineage: Eukaryota; Metazoa; Rotifera; Eurotatoria; Adinetida; Adinetidae
Source: the annotation of a GenBank genome assembly